Glycine soja is the source of this 1325-nucleotide messenger RNA. Its product is annotated as heavy metal-associated isoprenylated plant protein 35-like. The transcript is spliced from 4 exons. Bases 166 to 1050 code for a protein of 294 amino acids. Gene Ontology annotation, molecular function: metal ion binding. NCBI's taxonomy places the organism in Eukaryota, Viridiplantae, Streptophyta, Magnoliopsida, Fabales, Fabaceae. The record is from RefSeq and is a predicted model, not a curated record.
GAUAAAAAAAAAUGUGAAAAUGAGAGAGUAGAGGGCAAAAGAAAGUAGAGGCAGAGAGCAAGUGUGUCAUUGUCACAUUAUACUUUGAUAGCCAUUCUGGCAUGCUUUCUUUGCUCCACAGCGGAGUACACCACCACUGUCCACUGACACAGUCUCUCUAAUCUAAUGGAUGCAAAGUCUGCUGAAGCUGUUGUUCCCUUAGAACCAUUGAAGUAUCAGACAUGGUUCUUGAAAGUUUCGAUCCACUGUGAAGGUUGCAGGAGGAAAGUUAAGAAGGUUCUACAGAGCAUUGAUGGUGUUUUUACCACAACGGUUGACCCGCAACAGCAAAAAGUAACCGUCACUGGAAGCGUUGGAGUUGAGACGCUCAUAAGGAAACUGGUCAAAGCCGGAAAACACGCCGAGAUUUGGCCGGAGAAUCUCGCCGCCGGGAAGGGAAAGAACUCCGGCAAAGACAAGAAGCAGCAGCAGCAGCAGAAGAAGAAGAAGAACGAACAAGGAGAACCAGAAAGCGCGGUAAACAACUCUACUACAACAAAUGCAGAACAAAACACUAACUCUGGCACAAAAAAGGGAAUUGAAAAAAAUGCUGGCGAAAACAAGAGCACCGGAAACUCAAAGUCCGGCGGCGGAGAAAGUGAGGCAGCGAAACCGGAGAACAAGGGUGGUCAAAGUGAAGGGGGUUCUGGGAAGAAAAAGAAAAAGAAAGGUCAAAGCGGUGGAGUGAGUGCAGCAUGUGGUGAUGCACCUGCGCACACUGGAUCGGAGGUGCAGUGUUCUGGGCAGAUGAAUCUGAGCCCUACACGUCAGCAAUCAUACGUGUAUCCUGAAACAUACUGUUAUCCUCACCAAGUGGUGUAUCUAGCAACUCACAACAACAACAGGUUAUGUCCCAUGCCCAUGGGAACAAUGGGUGGUCCUUCUUACUAUGUUUCAUCAUUGCCCUACAUGUGUGCAGGCUUCGACCAUGACUCUCCUUAUUAUCGCUUUCAAUCUCCACCCUUCGAAAUCUUCAGUGAUGAGAAUGCCAACGGUUGUUCUAUUGUGUGACCAAAGAUAAAUCAAAUAAACAUAGUGCUUUUUGUUUCUUUGAUGGUCCCAGGUAGAGGUAGUUUUUUUUUUUUUUUGUUUUGUUAUGUUUUUGUAUUUUGAGGAGGGAAAAAUCGAGCUUAUGGCAUAUACGUUGUGCUCUGUCCUUGGAUUUUCUAGGGGCUCACUUUGCUGCAUUUACUACUCCAACACUGAAAUAUGCCCAACCUUACCUUAUUUUGAUCUUUUGGACCAAGCUGUAAAUAAUAUUCUAAUAUGGACCCUUUUAAUAUUUC